Molecule: messenger RNA, 2256 nt
Organism: Aspergillus pseudonomiae
Lineage: Eukaryota; Fungi; Ascomycota; Eurotiomycetes; Eurotiales; Aspergillaceae
Product: cystathionine beta-lyase STR3
Exons: 4
Coding region: 1-2256 (751 amino acids)
Biological process (GO): 'de novo' L-methionine biosynthetic process; transsulfuration
Cellular component (GO): cytoplasm
Molecular function (GO): pyridoxal phosphate binding
Source: RefSeq, a predicted model, not a curated record
AUGUCGGCUUCAGGAUCCGGUGCCGCGCCCGCGGCUUCAUCCUCAGCAAAUCCAGCCAAAAAGGCGUUCCCUAGCGUAGAUCUUGAGGGUCACAAUCUUCCGCCGUCACCAGCUCCUUCCAGUCCUCAUACCGGAAGGCGCUAUGCAAUUGCCACAGAACUCGUCUACACCGACAGUGGUGACCAGUACAACGCUAGCAGCGUUCCCAUCUACCAGAGCGCUACUUUCAAACAGACAUCCGGUGGUGGAGGCGGAGAGUAUGAUUAUACCCGCUCCGGCAAUCCGACUAGAACGCACCUUGAACGUCAUCUAGCUAAGGUCAUGUCCGCUCAGCGUGCUCUGGUGGUUUCCUCCGGCAUGGCUGCAUUGGAUGUUAUCACUCGGUUGCUUCGUCCUGGUGAUGAAGUCGUGACCGGCGAUGAUCUUUACGGUGGAACCCACCGUCUGCUUAAAUACUUGUCGACCAAUGGUGGUAUCAUCGUCCAUCAUGUUGACACCACUCAGCCGGAGAAGGUGCGGGAAGUGCUGAACGAGAAGACAGCCAUGGUCCUGCUCGAAACCCCUACCAACCCUCUCAUUAAGGUUGUCGAUAUCCCCCAGAUCGCUACCGCCGCACAUGAAGUGAACUCUACCUGCCUUGUGGCUGUUGAUAACACCAUGAUGUCUCCGAUGUUGCUUAACCCUCUCGAACUGGGAGCAGACAUUGUCUAUGAAAGUGGAACCAAGUACUUGUCGGGUCACCAUGAUCUCAUGGCUGGGGUGAUCGCUGUCAAUGACUUGGCUCUCGGCGAGCGAUUGUACUUCCCCAUCAAUGCCUCUGGUUGCGGUUUGUCUCCGUUCGAUUCUUGGCUGUUGAUGCGUGGAGUGAAGACCCUCAAGGUACGCAUGGACCAGCAGCAAGCAAACGCACAACGUAUUGCGGAAUUCCUCGAGUCCCAUGGGUUCAAGGUCCGAUACCCUGGGUUGCGGUCGCACCCUCAAUAUGACCUCCACCACUCGAUGGCUCGUGGAGCUGGAGCUGUGCUCUCAUUCGAGACGGGAGAUGUCGGUGUGAGUGAGCGUAUCGUUGAGAGUGCCAAGCUAUGGGCUAUCAGCGUUAGCUUCGGCUGCGUGAACAGUUUGAUCAGCAUGCCUUGCCGGAUGAGUCAUGCUAGUAUUGAUGCGAAGACGCGCCAGGAGCGCGCCAUGCCGGAGGAUCUUAUCCGUCUGUGCGUUGGUAUUGAAGAUGCAGAUGAUCUGAUUGACGAUCUGACAAGGGCGGUAAGUUUGUCGCUCUCAAUACCCUUCUACUGUCGUUCGGCGCCAUUCAAGAGUAUGCCGGGAAAUGCGAUCUCCCCUAAUGGGGCUCUCUCCAUGCAGGCUGUCACUGAGCGGCCAACAUCCACUUGGAAUACCAGCCGAUUAGGUUCGCGACUGGGCGUGGAUAUCGCCAGCGCUGCCACAGCAGGCGCUUUGACGUGCCCCGUUAUUACUGUUAUCGAUCGUGCGAUCAUCGAGAAAGCAUCCAAAGGCAUUCCCAUUCGACAGACGAUCACAUCAUGUUUCGGGUCUAUGAUUCGUCAUCCAGCGGGCUUCUUCCUCAGUACACCGUUUCUCCUUAUAUAUACACUCUACACAUCGACAUAUCUGACCGCCAAUGCCAUUGACACGAUUUCGUCGACCAUGCGCAAUGAACCGUUUUCCUCCGUAUUUGCCGGAACGGCCAAGUUCCUCGCCACGACAACAGUGAACAUGGGAAUCUGUGUAUACAAGGAUGCCAGGUUCGCGCGGAUAUUUGGCGCACAGUCCAAACCUACACCAUCUCCGUCAUCCACACCUGCGCACACAGCCUCUCCCCCGGCCUCCUGUCACCCCUCCGGCGCUGCCACAGUACCCAAGGUCUCAUAUGCCCUCUUCUGUCUCCGCGACAGCAUCACCAUCUUCGCUUCCUUCAACGUCCCCACGCUAAUAGCGCCAUCGAUCCCCGAUUAUAUUGCAUCUACACCCGGGAUGAAGGCAGCGAUAGCUCAAUUCUCCUGUCCGGCCCUCAUGCAAUUCGCCAGCACACCCAUGCACCUGCUGGGCCUGGAUCUUUAUAACCGGCAACCGCCCGGAGGGUUGGGAUGGCGUGAGCGAGUAUCACGUAUUCGUCGGGAUUAUAUCCCCAGCUGUUUUGCUCGGAUGGGGAAGAUCGUGCCCGCCUACGGUGUAGGAGGUGUGGCUAAUGUGCGGCUAAGAUCUGCUAUGAUGCAAUAUCUAGAACGGGCGGAGAAGUGA